UUGUUAAAUAUUAUAGGAGGAAUUUUAAAGGCUUUAGUCCGUUUAUUUGAAGUUAAACUGAUGUAAACUUUACAGAAAACCAUUUCAGGAUUCCAAGGAUCCCUAGCUAAAACAAAGUUUUUUUGACAGUGAGGCGGUAAACGUUUUUCGAGGGUAGAAAAAGGAAUAGCUCUCAUCGGAUACUUUUGUCAACAAACGCUUACCAGAAAAAUACUUAUUGAUACUUUAAGAACUAUGAUUCAAUUUUUAAUACCCAAUUGGCAAUUCUAAUGGCUGGAAUUUCAUCGAGAUCAAUCGGCGUAGAUACCCAUAAUCCCAGAGACGAUUUCCGUUCACUCCCUUUCCAUUUGCUCCACGAUAUUCAGAACAAGAUUCCCUCUAUUUCAUUUGUGUCGGAGCUCAGCAGUGUCGGAAAACACCAUUGCCACCUAGCCAACGGAAGUUUCUGGGGAAUUUGGGCAAGUGCCGAUCAUGGCCUCAUCCACGACAGGCUCGAUUGAUGUCCAGCCUGAAGAAUGGCAGCGCCAUUCCAAUAGAGUUCCUCAUCCCAGAGUAAUACCCAAAUGUUAUCACACUGAAAGCACUGCACUGCAGAGACUGGCAACAUUCUCGGACAUUGAUGAUCACAGCAUCAUUGCCAAGAUUUCUUCAACUCGACUAGCCGGAAGUGGCUGUGUCUACAACAGUGAGGAAGAAUAUAUAGAAUGCACGUAUGGAGGAAAAAUUACAAAAAUUAAUGACAGUCCCACUAUGAAGACUUUGUAUGACUUGAAGCACUAUCACCAUCCAUUAUGUGGUGCUUUGACAGCGUACAUUUCCAAACAGGAACGAGAAAUUAGUCAGGGAAUCGCCAUUAAUCUGCGUAUCCUAAAGAGAUCUCGUAGCCAGCGCAUUGGUGGUACUCAUGGUUUCGACAGUCUCAUCCACGUGUAUGGCAUCACUCCAAGGGGAGGUGACUUUGAUGUGGUGCUUGAUUACAUGUAAACUUUCAGCUGUAUUUUGAAUACCAGUAAAACAACUGUGAUUCAAAUUUAUUUCAAUAUAAUAUUUGCUGUUGAAACGAAUUUCUGUGUAAAUUUGAAUACAUCCUGAUUACUGAUGUAUGUUCUUGAAAAAACAAGGUCAUUGAAGUGUAAAUAAUAUUUAACAUCGUGUAAUGUGUAUCCUUUGAAUUUGAUUAUGGCAGAUUAUAGACUGGUACAUGUAAAUGUAAUCUGUUAGAAGAAUGCUCCUAUUCCUCCUAUUAUUGUUUUAUCACUCCCGAACAAUUUUUUUUGUUCAUAAAUUUUAUGAAAUUUGAAGACGAGUCUGAUUUGCUAAUUUUCCUCUGAGAUUCAAAGUGAUUCUAAAAAUGUAGAGUUCUUUGUUUUAAAAAUCCAACCAACUCUAAUGGGUUUGUGUUUAUUGUUAUCCAAUUACAAUGCUUUAUAAUCUGAAGAAAUGAUUUAAUCAAAUUUGGCGAAAAUUAUCCAUAAGUAAACCGUUCGGCUCUGAUAGGCAUUCUAUAUACUGUAAAUUAUUGUAACAUGCGAAUUUCAUUUCAUAUUAUGAUGAACUUAAGAUUUUGUAAAUGAUUUUGCUGUAUGUAUUUUUUUCUUUUGAAUUAAGCGCUAAUUCGGGUUGGUAUUUAACAGUUUAACCAUUUGUUUAAAUGUUCUGGUUGUUUGAUCAUUUAUCUAAAUUAUUAAAUGACCAUUCCAAUUUUGCUUUUUCAAACAGAGAACCGCCAUAUCAGGUAUCCUUUCAAACAUUUUUUUUUAUACAAACGGAUCUUGUAUUUUUACCUUCAAUGAAGGGAGGUUUACAUAAGGAAACUUGAUACUGAGAAUAAAAACAUUUUUGUACAUUAGUUCAAAUGAUAAAUGCAUAAAUGAUGCGGUUAAUGUAAUUUUGUAGUAUAAUAUGCAUUCACUUGUAUUAAAUUAAAACGUUAAUACUCAAAAUUUGAAAAUAUACUCUUAAGUGUGAAAGAAAAAGUCAAAUAUUGUAUAUGAUAGAUUGCCUUUACAUAUGACAUCUAAGAACAUGGUUUACCUAAUUUAAAAACUUUGUAUAAUUUUGUACAAUAUAAUAAAUACUGCAUGAG
This is a messenger RNA of Saccostrea cuccullata (small rock oyster), 2086 nucleotides long. RefSeq lists its product as uncharacterized. The coding region runs from base 472 to 984 and encodes 170 amino acids. The transcript has 5 exons. Lineage: Eukaryota; Metazoa; Mollusca; Bivalvia; Ostreida; Ostreidae. The record is from RefSeq and is a predicted model, not a curated record.